Molecule: messenger RNA, 255 nt
Organism: Spirometra erinaceieuropaei
Lineage: Eukaryota; Metazoa; Platyhelminthes; Cestoda; Diphyllobothriidea; Diphyllobothriidae
Source: the annotation of a GenBank genome assembly
AUGUACAUUCACGAUGGUGGCGAAUUUGCCUCUCUGGAGAGGCAGGCUGAAACUUAUCAGGCGAUCGUUGAUGCCCUGCGGGAGACAGGGCAGUACUCCUUCGAGGUCGUUCUUGAUGGCAAAGGCGAAGCCUGCGUCCCGUCACUCUGCCUUGGGUCGGCAGCUCCCGAAGAAGGUGUAGCCGGCACCCACCUCCUCCAGUUGGCCUUGUUCGGAGAAGGGGUCUCGCUGAGUGCAACGAUGUCCAAGUUGUAG